UGAACACCCUUUAUCAUAUAUGACUAUAUAGGAGCUAAAGAGAAAUAUUAGAACAAUACUACUAAGAAGAAGAUAGAGAAGAGAUUUAAGUAAUAACUCAGAGUGGUCUAAGUAUAUAGAAAAUAAUAGGGGAAAAAGGAAAAGCAUAGCAAUAAGAGAGAAGUCUUAAUCAAUAACAAAACCUCAUGAGUAAAUAAGGAAUUAACUUAGGAAUAUUUCAAACAACUCACAGAAAAAGAUGAGAUGA
Molecule: messenger RNA, 247 nt
Organism: Paramecium octaurelia
Lineage: Eukaryota; Ciliophora; Oligohymenophorea; Peniculida; Parameciidae
Source: the annotation of a GenBank genome assembly